AUGAGCCUCGAGUCGCUGUCGAACGAACUGUUAAUCGAAUUCUUCGAGUAUUUAUCAACUGGUGAGAUUUUUUAUACGUUUCACGGACUUAAUUAUCGAUUUAGUUUGGUUCUUGCCAAUCAUUUUCGGAUGCAUGGCUUUGAUUUGCGAUGCAUAUCUCGAUCUGACUUUGACGCAAUCGGUCGAAUAUACUUUUCAUCAACACCCGAACAAAUCACUUCGAUCUGUUUUUCUAAUAAUGAACAAACUCCAGCGCAAAUCAGUCGUUUUUUCGAUCAACGAUUCGGAUUUUCAAAAUUUACGCACUUAAAAUCACUUUCGGUAUAUUAUUUGCCUCCAGGACCGUUAGCUCAUCGGAUCAUAGGCGAACUUCGAAAUUUACCCAAUUUCUCUCGUGUUGUCUAUAAACUUGUGUAUCGAUCAACCAAUUCCUUUUGCGCACAUCGUUUCAUCAAUACGCUGUCUAUUGUCCCGAAGAUCACGAAAUUGUAUAUAACUUACAUCGUUCGAUCUGAUCAACUGUUGUCGAUACUAAAAAUGCUGCCAAUGAUAACCUACUUGAAAUUAAAUGUUCAAAGUUUUGCCAUUGAUGGAUAUCAAGCAGAAAUACUUCUCCGGACAAAUUUGCCACAAGUGAAACACCUGCAUUUCCGCAUGGUACAUACGCUCGAUGAUGAUGAUAAUAAAGAACAAGAAAUUGAGAAAAUAUUGGAUACAUUUCGCCAUGACGGAAGCUGUGUUUUCUAUACAUUGCCAUAUGUGUUCGAAGGUUAUGAUUAUGCGAAAGCAACUUUAUUCAAAUCAACGUAUCCUGUUGAAAACAAACGAUGGCUGAAUAAGACGGUAUAUGCACUCAAUUAUCAUCUAUUAGAACUCGAUUGUUCUGUGCCAUUGAACAUUCAGUUUGACAACGUUACAGUUCUUUCUAUUAAACUUCCUGUUGAUGGAAAGCUUUGGUCUACAGUUGCAAGUCUUCCUCGAGUAAAACAACUUUAUGUCUCACUAGCUAAUGAUGAUGAUGAUGGAAAUAAUCGAAAUCAGCUACAAAGUAUACUGGGUCAUAUGCCUCAUCUAUUAAUAUUUUACAUUCGUGAAGACCCAUCGAGAGUCUUGAAUAUCUUAUCAUUUCAAAGCGAAAACCUAUCUGUAUUCUUCCUAGAUUUAAUUUCAGCUAAUUUAAUAUAUAAUAAUGAUCAAUGUGCUCAAUUGAGUCAACUAUCGUUUGUUAUUAAUUGUAAAGCUCUUGGUAUUGCUGUUGAAAAUCGAACAUGUGUUAUAAGUCUCAUUAAUGCAUUAAAUAAUCUUCAAGCAUUAACGAUUGUCAGUCUAGAUGAUAAUUGGAAUAGCGCAUCAGUAUCGGAUAAUGAUGAACUUGUUCGAUGGUUUCAAACACAGUUACCAUCUGCAUACGUUAUGCGAAGAAGUAAUGCGCCACGAGUCAUCAAUUUUUGGCUACAGUGA
Messenger RNA from Adineta ricciae, 1461 nucleotides. The record is from the annotation of a GenBank genome assembly. Lineage: Eukaryota; Metazoa; Rotifera; Eurotatoria; Adinetida; Adinetidae.